AUGGCAUCUGCACGCUCUUUGAUGCGCCUGGGAACUGGCCGAUCGAUGGCCUCGGCCUCGAGGUCCAUGGGCCCUCGCGCUUUUUCCUCCUCUUCUUUGCAAUACGCUGCUAAGGCCUCUACACAACCGGGGGCGCCGGAGCCCGAGAACAUGCGCCAGGCGCAACGGCCUCCCCAGGGUCCCCUUCGUGCACCCAUCGUCAACCCGGCCGAUAAGUGGCAGGAAAAGGCCGAUAGCUUGCACACCUACGGACAGUACAUCAUGUCCUGCCUUCCUAAAUACGUCCAGCAGUUCACCGUCUGGAAGGACGAGUUGACCGUGUAUACCGCUCCCGCCGGUGUCGUCCCCGUCAUGAGCUUCCUCAAGAACCACACCUCCGCCGAGUUCACCCAGAUUUCCGAUAUCACCGCUGUCGAUUUUCCUACCCGCGAUCAGCGCUUUGAGGUCGUUUACAACCUGCUUAGUGUUCGCUACAACUCCCGUAUCCGUGUCAAGACCUACGCCGACGAGGCUACCCCGGUUCCCAGUGUGACUGGCCUUUUCGAGGGCGCCCUGUGGUACGAGCGUGAGGUUUACGACAUGUUUGGUGUUUUCUUCAGCGGUCACCCCGAUCUGCGCCGUAUCAUGACCGACUACGGUUUCGAUGGUCACCCUCUCCGCAAGGACUUCCCCCUGACUGGAUACACCGAGCUGCGCUACGACGAGGAGAAGAAACGAAUUGUCAUUGAGCCUCUCGAGCUGACCCAGGCUUUCCGUAACUUCGAUGGCGGAUCUACUGCCUGGGAGCCUGUUGGUGCUGGUCAGAACCGGACACCUGAUUCCUUCAAGCUCCCUACCCCCAAGCCUGAGCCGCCGAAGGACGAGGAGAAGAAAUAG
Molecule: messenger RNA, 876 nt
Organism: Penicillium odoratum
Lineage: Eukaryota; Fungi; Ascomycota; Eurotiomycetes; Eurotiales; Aspergillaceae
Product: complex I 30 kDa subunit family protein
Exons: 3
Coding region: 1-876 (291 amino acids)
Molecular function (GO): NADH dehydrogenase (ubiquinone) activity
Source: RefSeq, a predicted model, not a curated record